Messenger RNA from Bufo bufo (common toad), 480 nucleotides. Its product is annotated as histone H2B 1.1-like. The record is from RefSeq and is a predicted model, not a curated record. NCBI's taxonomy places the organism in Eukaryota, Metazoa, Chordata, Amphibia, Anura, Bufonidae. Gene Ontology annotation, cellular component: nucleosome. The transcript has 3 exons. Gene Ontology annotation, molecular function: DNA binding; structural constituent of chromatin; protein heterodimerization activity. Bases 1 to 480 code for a protein of 159 amino acids.
AUGCCCGAGCCAGCCAAGUCCGCCCCAGCGCCCAAGAAGGGCUCCAAGAAAGCCGUCACCAAGGUUCAGAAGAAGGACGGCAAGAAGCGGAGGAAGAGCAGGAAGGAGAGCUAUGCCAUCUACGUCUACAAGCUCUGGCUGCUGUUGUACGACAGCGGCUUCCCCAAUAAGCUCAUGCAAGCUCCCUGCUUUCCCCGGCGGCUCUCCUGCAAGCCCCCUCCCGUCCGGCCCUGGCUGAAGCAGGUCCACCCCGACACCGGCAUCUCCUCCAAGGCCAUGGGCAUCAUGAACUCCUUCGUCAACGACAUCUUCGAGCGCAUCGCAGGGGAAGCCUCCCGCCUGGCUCACUACAACAAGCGCUCCACCAUCACCUCCCGGGAGAUCCAGACCGCCGUGCGCCUGCUGCUGCCCGGAGAGCUGGCCAAGCACGCCGUCUCCGAGGGCACCAAGGCCGUCACCAAGUACACCAGCGCCAAGUGA